Molecule: messenger RNA, 1595 nt
Organism: Helianthus annuus (common sunflower)
Lineage: Eukaryota; Viridiplantae; Streptophyta; Magnoliopsida; Asterales; Asteraceae
Product: IAA-amino acid hydrolase ILR1-like 5
Exons: 6
Coding region: 1-1077 (358 amino acids)
Biological process (GO): auxin metabolic process
Cellular component (GO): endoplasmic reticulum
Molecular function (GO): IAA-Ala conjugate hydrolase activity
Source: RefSeq, a predicted model, not a curated record
AUGGCGGGUACUGGUUUCAUAGCGCAGAUUGGCACUGGGUCUCCGCUGAUUGUAGCUCUUCGAGUUGACAUGGAUGCCUCCCUCCCUUUGCAGAUCCCGGUUAUUCUGGUUCGGUCAGGUCGGGUCAAGAUUCAUAAAUUCGGUUCAGAUCUGAGAUUCAGUUCCAAUAACGACCCGGUUCAAGUUUCUAGUGGUGUGACGCAUCUUGGUGCUGCUAAGUUACUUGAUCAAAGAAAGGACAAUCUCAAGGGAACUGUUCAACUGAUUUUCCAACCUGCCGAGGAGGGAGGCGCGGGUGCAUCAAAUAUGAUAAAGGAAGGUGCACUUAGUGGCGCGGAGGCCAUAUUUGCAAUGCAUGUUGAUUAUACAAUUCCCACAGGAAUCAUUGCCACCCUUGCAGGACCAAUGAUGGCUGCUGCGGGCUUCUUUGCGGCUCGAAUACAUGGUAAAGGUGGUCAUGCUGCUGAACCACACAACAGUGUGGACCCCAUACUCGCUGCAUCGUCUAUAGUUUUGGCCUUGCAACAACUCAUCUCUAGAGAACUAGAUCCUCUUCUAAUCUACGUGCUAUCGGUUACUUAUGUUAAGGAUGGCAUAGGUGGUGAGGCGUUAAAUGUUAUUCCAGCGUAUGUUGAAUUAGGGGGAACACUCAGGAGUCUUACAACCGAAGGCUUGCAACGUCUUCAGCAAAGGGUAAAAGAGGUGGUUGAAGGACAGGCAGUUGUUCAUAGAUGCAAAGCUUUAGUUGACUUGAAGCAAGACGAAUUCCCCCCUGUUCCAGCCACCAUCAAUGAUGAAGCGUUGAUCAACCAUGUGGACAAGGUGGGUUCGAUGUUACUUGGUCCACAUGGAGUCAAGGUGGGACAAAAGGUCAUGGGUGGUGAGGAUUUCGCUUUAUAUCAGCAAGUGAUCCCUGGAGUUUUUUUUCGAAUUGGAAUACGUAAUGACGUUAUUGGUUCAAUCCACCCCAUACAUUCUCCUUAUUUCUUCCUUGAUGAAGAUGUUCUUCUCAUUGGAGCUGCAUUACACACAAGCAUUGCAGAGUUGUAUCUCAUUGAACAUCAGUCCCCUUCGUAAAAAAAAAAAAAAAAAAAAAAAGCAUUCACUUGUGAAAUACUUAAUAAAAACUAACAAGCACAUUUAUGUGAGUAAGAAAAUUUGAAGCUUGAAGAAUAAGAAUGAUUACUAUUAUUUUCUAUGAUUACACUUAGAAAGAAAUUCGUCAAAGGUGUAGAAAUACAUUGUAUAUAACUUGAUCUCUUUUGAUAGGAAUUAGGUGUGUGCUGCUUCAUUCAAAAUAUAUUGGGAGUAUAUUGAUCCCCAUGGUAUCAAAUGAGGAGUUUGUUUGUCUGCAACGUGAGUGGGCUAACGUCCUUUGCCUCGCGCCCGCAUUUCACCAAGUCUAAUGCCCCUAUGGGCGGUGUAUAACGCCCCUCCACCGGCCACGUGGAGGGAGCGUUAUACCAUAACACUUGGUCUAAUAAAAACACUCUUCCGACCUUCAAACAACCAGAAUAUUGUGACAAACACAAGUAGUUUUUUAUCAUACAGAUUCAUAAGUUGGACGGCAAAGUUUAAUUUCAUUCAGUUUGUUC